This is a messenger RNA of Komagataella phaffii GS115, 1422 nucleotides long. Its product is annotated as Arginyl-tRNA-protein transferase. The transcript has a single exon. Gene Ontology annotation, biological process: protein arginylation. Gene Ontology annotation, molecular function: arginyl-tRNA--protein transferase activity. Lineage: Eukaryota; Fungi; Ascomycota; Pichiomycetes; Pichiales; Pichiaceae. The record is from RefSeq and is a predicted model, not a curated record. Bases 1 to 1422 code for a protein of 473 amino acids. Gene Ontology annotation, cellular component: cytoplasm.
AUGCUUUCACUGACGAAUACCUAUUCAGGUACCAGUUCAUGUGGGUACUGUAAAGGUAAAAAGCCUAUUCAAAGCCAAUUGCCAUUGAAUUCGUCUUCAAAGGAACCGAGGUCCUCCAAGAUGAGUUAUUCAGAGCUACAAAGCAUAGACACCCAAAUAUACGAAGCACUGUUGAAUAGGGGACAUAGAAGAAGUGGAUGCCUGCUCUACUUGCCGGACAAUCUCAACAAUUGCUGCCGACAUUUUACUAUUAGGACGUCUUUGUCGAUGUUGAAACCUACCAAAGAACAUAGGCACCAUGUUAACAGGCUUGCCAAAUAUAUUGGCGCUAACAUAGUAACAGAAGGGCCCUUUGAUCUAAAAUCAAGACUGCUGGAUGCCGAAUUGGGCUGUGAUAGCUCAAGGUUUUACACUGAAUUUGAGAGCACUGCUUUUUCUGAGGCAAAGUAUGCACUUUUCAAGAAAUAUCAAAUGGUGGUUCACGGUGAUAAGGAUGUUACAGAGGAAGGAUUCAAACGGUUUCUGUGUGACAAUCCUUUCGUUGAUUCCAAGGAAGAUGAUGAACUGGGUUAUUGGAAAUCAUUGAACUCAUGGAAAGACCCCCAAUUCAGUAGUAAUGGGUCAGAGUUUUUAGGGGGAGUGCAUGAAUGUUACUAUAUUGAUGGAAAGCUAGCCGCAAUAGCCGUGUUAGACUUGUUGCCUAAUUGUGUCUCAUCGGUGUAUUUUAUUUGGGACCCAGAAUAUGCUCAUCUUGGCCUUGGUACAUUGUCAGCUUUAAGAGAAACAGUGUUAGCCGAGAGACUGGGUAAGCAGUUUUACUAUAUGGGCUACUAUAUUGCCGAUUGCCCAAAAAUGAAGUAUAAAUUCAAAUUUGGAGGGCAGCUUCUUGAUCUGUGCAACAGUCAAUUUAUUGAUUUUGCCAGGUUAACAAUGGAUAGUUUUUAUCAAGGUAAGUUUAUCGUCACUGACGUUGAUGGCAAGGCCAAUAAAGAGUUGAAAAUAACUAGCAGCCUAAAACCAUCAUCGAAGAAUCUUUCACCAUUACAUGACAUUGCUGAAGAUAUCUAUGGUCCUGAAGGCCAGGCAUAUAAAGAAGCACAACUUCAAAUCACCUGCCUGAAAGAUCAAUACCAUAUCGAGUUUGGCGCAGGAAAAGAGAAGGACACAAUUCCUCUCGUUUGUCCUGGUUUGAUACCUCUUUGGCAGAUGUCGGAUUUGUUGAAAUCUGGGGAGAUGGACAAUUUGCAAUGUUUGGUAUUCGUUUACUCAAAGAAAGCAUACCUCCCCAUUACUUGGUACAAAGUAGACGAUUUAAAGGAUGAAGAAUUGGUUGAAAAUAUAAAGAGGACCAUUUUCAACUUGGUUAGGUUUUUGGGAGAUUGGAAGCUACUAGAGAAUAGUUUAAUCUAUGAUUUUAGCUAA